Molecule: messenger RNA, 1179 nt
Organism: Fonsecaea erecta
Lineage: Eukaryota; Fungi; Ascomycota; Eurotiomycetes; Chaetothyriales; Herpotrichiellaceae
Exons: 2
Coding region: 1-1179 (392 amino acids)
Source: RefSeq, a predicted model, not a curated record
AUGGCUUCGACCAGAAUUUCCACCGUCGACAUUCCCAAGUCCGAUAACUGUGUUCGCGUGAGGAUGAUAGACGCCGAAUGCAACAUGACCUUGGGAUCUGAGCACUUCUUCCAACCGACCGUUCCGGGUCAUGAGAUCAUGUACAGUACUGACGUGGCGUUCCUCAUCGAUAAUCCACGACUGGGAAAGAAGGCAAUGUUUGACCUUGGCACGAGGAAGGACUGGUGGAAGCAACCCCCAAUGAUCACUAAGAGGCUGGGCACUUUUCUCAGAUACAUCAAAGUGGACCGGGACGUGACUGAGAUUCUGGAGGCCGGAGGCGUUGAAUUGAAGUCCAUCAAUGAUAUCAUCUGGUCGCAUUACCACUUCGACCAUACGGGGAGCACGUACCUCUUUCCCAAAAGCACUAACCUGAUCUAUGGGCCUGGGACAACGGACAAAUUGCUUCCUCCCUAUCCUGACAACCCCCGUUCUCCCAUCGCAAUUGAACAUCUGGAAGGGCGCAAAUGCAUCGAGGUCACGAUGGAGACCUGGAUAGGAUCGCUGCCCGCCCAUGACUUCUACGGUGACGGCUCUCUCUACCUCCUCGACACACCAGGCCAUGCGCCAGGCCAUGUCUGUGCCCUAGCACGGACGACGCCCGACACCUUCAUCUUCAUGGGUGGGGACGUCUGCCACUUUGCAGGAGACUUCCGGCCGUCGGAGGACUAUCCUAUGCCCGACCCGAUUCCCGAAGGAGCACUAUACAAGGAUGCUCUGUUGCCAACGCCGUGCCCGUGCAGCUUCUUCACCGACCACCAUCCACGGGGGGCGCACGGGGAGGAGGCACGAAAGACGCCGUGGUACGAGAUCUCCCGACACAAGCACUCUUCGUACGCGGAUCCGGAACUCGCCUCUCGGACUGUCCAGUCCAUGGCCCAAUUCGACGCCCGGAAGGACGUUCUGGUCUGCCUCGCACACGAAACGAUGCUGCCUGUCCAUCUGCCGACCUUUCAGAAAGACCCGGCCGCCGACUUAAAUGCGUGGCAGGAAAAGGCCUGGAAGGCCCGGGUCGACUGGGGCUGGUUGAAUGAGCUUCCCAGAAAUGGGAAGCAGGCCAGAAAGGAUCUCCCAGAGGGUUUUUACAGGGAUGGGAAGCUCUGGGAGACGGCGAGAAAAGAGCUGGGCGAAAUGGAUUGA